Poecile atricapillus (Black-capped chickadee) is the source of this 1785-nucleotide messenger RNA. It is a transcript of the gene PRPF31, whose product is annotated as pre-mRNA processing factor 31. The coding region runs from base 61 to 1563 and encodes 500 amino acids. The record is from RefSeq and is a predicted model, not a curated record. The transcript is spliced from 14 exons. Lineage: Eukaryota; Metazoa; Chordata; Aves; Passeriformes; Paridae. Gene Ontology annotation, cellular component: precatalytic spliceosome; U4 snRNP; U4/U6 x U5 tri-snRNP complex. Gene Ontology annotation, biological process: mRNA splicing, via spliceosome; spliceosomal tri-snRNP complex assembly.
UAUCUCUAUUCCCAGUGCUCCCAGUUGCUCCCAGUUGCUCCCAUUCCCCCAGUCUGAGGGAUGUCCCUGGCUGACGAGCUGCUGGCUGACCUGGAGGAGGCCGCGGGGGAGGAAGAUGAGGCCGAAGGCUCCGAGGGGGGGGAGGAGCCCCCGAUCGAGGACGUUCGGGAGGAGCCGGAGCCGCCCGAGGCCGCGGAGUCUGUGAGGAGCAUCGCGAAGUUAUGGGGGUCCAGAGCGUUUGCCGAGAUCAUGCAGAAAAUCGAGGAAUACAUCGGGAAACAGCCCAAGGCUGCCGAAGUUUUGGGGCCGGUGGAGGCGGCUCCCGAGUACCGGGUGAUCGUGGACGCCAACAACCUGACGGUGGAGAUCGAGAACGAGCUCAACAUCAUCCACAAGUUUAUCCGGGAUAAAUAUUCCAAGAGAUUCCCGGAGCUGGAGUCGCUGGUUCCCAACGCCCUGGAUUACAUCCGCACCGUCAAGGAAUUGGGCAAUUCCCUGGAUAAAUGCAAGAACAACGAGAACGUUCAGCAGAUCCUGACCAACGCCACCAUCAUGGUGGUCAGCGUGACGGCCUCCACCACACAGGGGCAGCAGCUGUCGGAGGAGGAGCUGGGGCGCAUCGAGGACGCGUGUGACAUGGCGCUGGCGCUGAGCGGGGCCAAGCUGAGGAUUUACGAGUACGUGGAGUCCCGAAUGUCCUUCAUCGCCCCCAACCUCUCCCUCAUCCUCGGGGCCUCCACUGCUGCCAAAAUCAUGGGCGUGGCAGGAGGCCUGACCCCACUGUCCAAGCUGCCAGCCUGUAACAUCCUCCUGCUGGGGGCCCAGCGCCGGACGCUCUCCGGCUUCUCCUCCACCUCCGUCCUGCCCCACACGGGAUUCAUCUACCACAGCGACAUCGUGCAGUCCCUGCCUCCUGAUUUGCGGAGGAAAGCCGCGCGUUUGGUGGCGGCCAAGUGCACGCUGGCGGCGCGGGUGGACAGCUUCCACGAGAGCCAGGACGGCAAGGUGGGCUACGAGCUGAAGGAGGAGAUCGAGCGCAAGUUCGACAAGUGGCAGGAGCCGCCCCCGGUCAAGCAGGUGAAGCCGCUGCCGGCGCCGCUCGACGGCCAGAGGAAGAAGAGAGGGGGGCGCAGGUACCGGAAGAUGAAGGAGCGCCUGGGGCUGACGGAGAUCCGCAAGCAGGCCAACAGGAUGAGCUUCGGGGAGAUCGAGGAGGACGCUUACCAGGAGGACCUGGGUUUCAGCCUGGGCCACCUGGGCAAGGCCGGCAGCGGCCGCGUUCGCCAGACCCAGGUGAACGAGGCCACCAAAGCCCGGAUCAGCAAAACCCUGCAGAGGACGCUGCAGAAGCAGAGCGUGGUUUAUGGGGGUAAAUCCACCAUUCGGGACCGGAGCUCGGGCACGGCCUCGAGCGUGGCCUUCACCCCCCUGCAGGGGCUGGAGAUCGUGAACCCGCAGGCGGCCGAGAAGAAAGUGGCCGAGGCCAACCAAAAAUAUUUCUCCAGCAUGGCCGAGUUCCUCAAGGUCAAGGGCGAGAAAAGCGGGGUCCCCACCCCGCCCUGAGCCCCCCAAAUUCCCACCCUCCCUUUUCCCGCCGAAUUUGUGUUCUGGGGGUGUUUUUGGGGGAGUUUUUGGGGAGUUUUGAGGGGUUUUUGGAGCUCCAGAGGGACAAAAGUGGGGUCUCGGCUCCCCCCGGGAGUCCCGAAUUCCCGGGGAUUUUCCCCCUUUUCCCAAUCCCCAUUUUUAUGUUUCUUUCCCGAAGUUUCUAUAAAUAUUGGAAUUUUU